Messenger RNA from Camelina sativa (false flax), 2008 nucleotides. RefSeq names its product signal peptide peptidase-like 5. Gene Ontology annotation, molecular function: aspartic endopeptidase activity, intramembrane cleaving. The record is from RefSeq and is a predicted model, not a curated record. Gene Ontology annotation, biological process: membrane protein proteolysis. NCBI's taxonomy places the organism in Eukaryota, Viridiplantae, Streptophyta, Magnoliopsida, Brassicales, Brassicaceae. Gene Ontology annotation, cellular component: lumenal side of endoplasmic reticulum membrane; cytoplasmic side of endoplasmic reticulum membrane; Golgi-associated vesicle membrane.
GGUUUUGAUGGAGUUUUCUCUGGUUGUGUAAUAACGAAGAUGAACGGAGAAUAAUUUCUUUCCUUUUUUUUUUUUUUUCUUCUACAAUUCUUCAAUUUUUGUUUUCUUCUCUCAUUUUCUCUGUUUCCACGGCGGCGAUGUCAUUACCUCCGUUUGGCUGCCGUCUUCUCGCGGCGGCGGUGACCCUCUAUCUAAUAGGUCUGUUGUGCGUGUGUGCUGACACGAAAGGUGGUGGUACCGCUCCGAAGAUUCCUGGUUGUACCAAUGAUUUUCAAAUGGUCAAAGUCGAGAAUUGGGUUAACGCAGAAAGCGGCGAGACUUUUACGGCUAUGACUGCACAGUUUGGGGCACUGCUUCCCUCUGAUAAAGACAAAGCUGUUAAACUUCCGGUUGCUCUCACCACUCCUUUGACCAGUUGCUCCAAUUUAACCUCCAAGCUAUCUGGUACUAUUGCGUUAUCUGUGCGUGGCGAAUGUACUUUCUCAGCUAAGGCUGAAGUUGCACAAGCAGGAGGAGCUGCCGCUUUGAUCUUGAUAAACGAUAAAGAAGUGCUGGAUGAGAUGGUUUGUGAUGAGAAUGCUACCUCCUUGAAUGUUUCUAUACCUGUUUUGAUGAUUACAACUUCAUCUGGAGAUGCACUGAGGAAAUCCAUUACGCAAAAUAAGAAAGUGAAGCUUUUAUUGUAUUCUCCAAAGAGCCCGAUUUUGGAUUAUGCAGUGGUCUUCCUCUGGCUAAUGUCUGUUGGAACAGUUUUCAUUGCUUCUAUUUGGUCACAUGUCACCAGUCCUAAGAAGAAUGAGGAGCAAUACGAUGAAUUAUCACCCAAGAAAUCUUCAAAUGAUGAUGCUACCAAAGCUGCUGAAGAUGAAACUCUUGAUAUCAGUGCUACAGGUGCUGUUAUCUUUGUCAUAUCAGCGUCCACGUUCCUCAUUUUGCUCUUCUUCUUCAUGUCAGCGUGGUUCAUCUUGAUCCUGACCAUAUUUUUCUGCAUUGGUGGUAUGCAGGGAAUGCAUAAUAUUAUCACUACACUCAUAAAAAGGAGAUGCAAUAAAUGCGGCCAGAAGAGUGUAAAAUUCCCUCUGUUUGGGAAUACCUCAAUUCUCUCACUCGUGGUUCUGUUAUUCUGCUUGGUGGUUGCUGUCGUCUGGUUAAUAAAGCGCAAAACUUCCUACGCAUGGGCAGGCCAAGAUAUUUUUGGUAUUUGCAUGAUGAUAAAUGUCUUGCAAGUGGCUCGGCUACCUAAUAUCAGGGUUGCUACCAUUCUUCUCUGUUGUGCGUUUUUCUAUGACAUCUUUUGGGUAUUCAUAUCACCACUAAUCUUCAAGCAAAGUGUUAUGAUUGCGGUUGCACGUGGGAGCAAAGACACUGGAGAAUCUAUUCCCAUGCUUUUAAAAGUACCACGGCUUUCUGAUCCAUGGGGUGGUUACAACAUGAUCGGUUUUGGAGACAUUCUUUUCCCGGGACUUCUCAUAUGCUUUAUAUUCAGAUAUGACAAGGAAAAUAACAAAAGAGUCUCAAAUGGAUAUUUCCCAUGGUUGAUGUUUGGCUACGGACUUGGGCUAUUCUUAACAUACUUGGGAUUGUAUGUUAUGAACGGACACGGUCAACCUGCAUUGCUCUAUCUUGUCCCUUGCACGCUUGGAAUCACGGUCAUUCUAGGGUUGGUGAGGAAAGAACUGAGGGACUUGUGGAACUAUGGGACUGAACAGCAUCCAGCUGCAGAUGUAACUCCAUCUCCAUAAGCAGAAAUUGCUUCAAAUCAAACAUGAGAACUCAAAGUCAAAACUCUUGAAAUUGAAAAACAAGAAGAAGAAGAAAAUCAUUUUUUUUUUUUUUAAUAUAUACAAAAUCAUUCUUUUUUAAAAAAUUUAGCUCAUGAAUCUAAGAAAUCUACACUUUUGAUGCAUAUACAUGUAGUCUCGAGCCCACCAAACGUAUAUAAAGUGUAAUGUAUAUGUACAAAUAUUCCCUCACAACUUCUGUUUCUAAAUGGAGACAAGUUUGUAUA